AUGCCUGCAGCGGGGCGACCCUUGGCACCCCUGCGAACAUGGCGCUGUGAGUGGCCUGGAUCAUGCGCGCCUGCUGCACCCUGCUCGCCUCUGCCCUGGCAGCUGUGGGCUGGCCCCGUCUGGACACUGCGCACUGGACCCGCUCUGCUCUUGGUGGGUAAAUUCACAGAGAAACAUGAAUGGAUAACAACAGAAAAUAGUAUUGGAACAGUGGGAAUCAGCAAUUUUGCACAGGAAGCUUUGGGAAAUGUUGUUUAUUGUAGUCUGCCUGAAGUUGGGACAAAAUUGAAAAAACAAGAUGAAUUUGGUGCCUUGGAAAGUGUGAAAGUUGCUAGUGAACUCUAUUCUCUAUCAGGAGAAGUAACUGAAAUUAAUGAAGCCCUUGCAGAAAACCCAGGACUUGUCAACAAAUCUUGUUAUGAAGAUGGUUGGCUGAUCAAGAUGACACUGAGUAACCCUUCAGAAAUAGAUGAACUAAUGAGUGAAGAAGCCUAUGAGAAAUGUAUAAAAUCUAUUGAGGAAUUAAAGUGGAACCCUUACAUGAACUAG
Lepus europaeus (European hare) is the source of this 549-nucleotide messenger RNA. Its product is annotated as glycine cleavage system H protein, mitochondrial-like. The transcript has a single exon. The coding region runs from base 1 to 549 and encodes 182 amino acids. Lineage: Eukaryota; Metazoa; Chordata; Mammalia; Lagomorpha; Leporidae. Gene Ontology annotation, cellular component: cytoplasm; glycine cleavage complex; mitochondrion. The record is from RefSeq and is a predicted model, not a curated record. Gene Ontology annotation, biological process: protein lipoylation; glycine decarboxylation via glycine cleavage system.